Molecule: messenger RNA, 2354 nt
Organism: Anthonomus grandis grandis
Lineage: Eukaryota; Metazoa; Arthropoda; Insecta; Coleoptera; Curculionidae
Product: ATP-binding cassette sub-family G member 1
Exons: 11
Coding region: 217-2037 (606 amino acids)
Cellular component (GO): plasma membrane
Molecular function (GO): ATP hydrolysis activity; ABC-type transporter activity; ATP binding
Source: RefSeq, a predicted model, not a curated record
UUACGCGAUUGGCUACUUAAAAAAGCCAUUGAAGUCGCGAACGCGCGGUUUGCAGAGCGCAUUUCGCUCUCUAUAGUCAACAGGACUAACUUGAAUUUUUGAUAUCAUUGUACAGGCAUAUUUUCUUUCAAAUGUUGACCAGCCGUUAUUAGUGGAAGGUAUUGAGUUUUGACGUGAAUAAAUUAAGUGAUGAGUUUUUGAUUGUUGUGACGAAUCAUGGAAGAUAAGAAACUUAUUGGAGCCCUGCAAGUUAGAAAGGCAUUGGAUAUUGAGUUUGAAAAUGUUUGGCUCAGAGUGAAAAGUGGAAAAGGAUACAAGAAAAUUAUCAAGGGUGUCACAGGACAUUUUAAAUCUGGAGAACUGGCAGCCAUUAUGGGGCCUUCUGGAGCCGGAAAAACGUCAUUAUUAAACGUAUUAACUGGUUAUCAGACAUCAGGAGUUCAGGGCGUAAUAAAAUGCAAAAAUGGCAGAAAAUCAAAAAUAGGCGUGAACCAAUAUAAAAACGACUCCUGUUACAUUCUUCAAGACGACCAUUUAUUUUCUUAUUUCACUGUAUAUGAAAUUAUGGCUUCCACUACCCAAUUAAAAAUUGCCGGACUCUCAAGCGAAAAAAUUGACUGUCUGAUUAGGGAUAUUCUAAAUACUCUAGGACUAAUAAAUGCUAAAAAUACUCUGUGUGGAAGUCUUUCCGGGGGACAAAAGAAGAGACUAUCAAUGGCCUUAGAACUAAUUGAUGAUCCACCGAUUUUAUUCUUAGAUGAACCAACUACUGGUCUAGAUAGCAGUGCAGCAACCCAAUGCAUUCUCUUACUCAAAACUUUAGCAGAAAGAGGACGAACGAUAGUCUGCACCAUACAUCAGCCAAGCGCCACCUUAUACCACACAUUUAGUCAAGUUUAUGUAAUGGCACAAGGCAAAUGCUUAUAUCAAGGUGCUCCUGCUAAUACAGUACCAUAUUUGGCUUCGCAGGGGUUUAUCUGCCCAAAAUACCACAACCCUGCUGAUUUUCUAAUUGAAGUUACCAAUGAGGAACAUGGUGACUGUGUAGAUAGACUUGCAGUGGCUGCCAAAGAGUUUGAUUGGACGAACAGUAUUAUUACAAAAGACAGUGAAAAAGAAAAAGAGUGCGAAAUGGAUAUUACACGUAAAGAUUCUUACUUUUACCCAAUAGAGCAAUGCGAUUCAGUUAGAAAAAGGCCUUCGGAAUAUGAAAGAUUUUUCAUUUUAGUUAGGAAACAACUCAUGUACUCAUACAGGGAUUGGACUGUGGUAAAGCUGAAAUUGAUGAUCCAUCUCCUAGUAGGAAUAUUUUUAGGAAUAACGUUUCAAAGAAGUGGAUACGAAGCAUCAAAAACUAUCCAAAACGUAUCAUUCCUUAUUAUUAGUUGCGUUUAUAUCACUUAUACAGCAAUUAUGCCAGCUGCUCUAAGAUUUCCUCAAGAACUCUUAAUUAUCAAAAAAGAGCAUUUUAACCGAUGGUAUAAGCUACGGACGUUUUAUGCAGCAUUUUUAGCAGCUGACGUACCUAUGCAGGUGGCAUUUUCGAUGGCUUAUACUGUAGGGUCUUACGUUAUCAGUUCCCAGCCUUUGGAGUGGAGCAGAUUUCUCAUGGUUCUGCUUAUCCAAUGUUUGGUUGGUCAGGUGGCAGCUGGUAUGGGCAUUAUGUAUGGCGCAUUAGUAAAUCCAAUUAACGGUACAUUCUGGGGAGCCAUUACCACAGUCCUAAUGUUAUCAGUAGCAGGUUUCCUGUGUUUCUUUCCACACAUGAACAAAGUGCUUUACUUUAUGUCCAAUUUAUCGUACUUAAGUUUUUCUAUGGAAGGUUUAAUGCAAGCGAUCUACGGAUACAACAGAGAAACCCUCAUUUGUCCAGAGGAAGAAAUAUAUUGCUUAUAUACGGAACCUUCGAAACUUCUGGCAGAUAUCGGAAUGGACAAACUACCGUAUUGGGUGGAUGUUGGUUGGAUUGUAGUUAAUAUGAUUCUUUUUAGGACUUUGGCUUUUUGUAGUUUAAGUUAUAAGGUUAAGCAUUUAUAAAUUGAUGGACGUAAUAAUUUGAAGGGAUUGGUUGACGUUAUUAUUAAAUAAUUUUAAUAUAAAAACAUCUGAAUUAAAUAUCUAUAAUAACUAAUUAAAGAAAAAAUACACUUAAAAAGGGUUGUGAUUAAUCGUAAGAUUGAAAUAGGUUAUAGUGUAAAUAAAUUAUGAGGACGGGUAUAUAUGCAAGUAAAAAGGAUUUUUAAGUAUUGUAUAUUAUAUUUUAUAAAAUAUUUUAAUAUAGUGAGACUAGGUCAAAUUGCUAAUGUAUUUUAAAUUAUUUGUUUACUAUUCUAAAUAUAUGAGCUUUAAAACAA